Molecule: messenger RNA, 824 nt
Organism: Carya illinoinensis
Lineage: Eukaryota; Viridiplantae; Streptophyta; Magnoliopsida; Fagales; Juglandaceae
Product: casparian strip membrane protein 1-like
Exons: 3
Coding region: 144-731 (195 amino acids)
Source: RefSeq, a predicted model, not a curated record
UGCACUUAGGGUUUUUAUAAAUCCAAGUGAUCUUUUCCCUUACCUGAUCUGUACUACUGGAACAGUUUCAGCAGAUAGAAUCAUCCAAAGCCCUAGGGUUUUGAGAGAACAGGAAAUUAAGAGUGCUUCUAUAGUCCUAGAAAAUGAAGGCAGAACAUGAGAUCGAGGCUGGCGAAGCUAAUUCCAAGCAGCACUCUACCUCAUCAACACAUGAAAGGGUACUACAUAUAAAUAGAGGGCUAUCUGUAAUGGACUUGGUUCUUCGAAUUAUUGCAGCUGUUGGAAGUUUAGGAAGUGCGGUGGCAAUGGGAACAGCGGAACAAACACUACCAUCUUUUAUACAGUUUAUCCAAUUUAAUGCUCAAUACAACGAUAUUCCCAUGUUCACGUUCUUUGUGAUCACGAAUUCGAUUGUCUGUGCUUAUCUUGGACUUUCACUUCCCAUGUCUAUCUUCCACAUCAUCAGAUCAAGUGCAGCAAUAAAUAGUAGGAUCAUCUUGGUCAUCUUUGACACGGUAAUGAUGGCUCUUCUCACUGCUGGAGCCUCUGUAGCGGCAGCAAUUGUAUACUUGGCACACAACGGGAAUGCAAGUGCCAAUUGGUUUGCGUAUUGCCAGCAAUUCAACUCCUUCUGUGAGCGCACUUCUUGGUCUUUGAUUGGCUCUUUUGGUGGAAUAAUUGUAUUUAUGCUGCUAAUCAUUACCUCAGCUGUGGCAAUAUCUCGACGCUAGCUAGCUAGCUAAUGAUGAUCAGAAUUAUACAAUCAGAAAUCCAUGCAUGUACGUAUGUGUAUUUACUCGGACUUAUGCUGUGCUAGAUCCCAA